Messenger RNA from Diabrotica balteata, 4411 nucleotides. NCBI's taxonomy places the organism in Eukaryota, Metazoa, Arthropoda, Insecta, Coleoptera, Chrysomelidae. The record is from the annotation of a GenBank genome assembly.
ACUAUAAUAUGGCCGCCAAAUUUAUCAGUUCUGCUAUAUCAUCUUACAGAAAUAUUUAACCGAAAAUAGCGAACAGUGGACAAAAAUUUAGCUGCAUAUAGUGUUAUUUACUUUAUUUUAAGACUGUUUUAUUAAUUUCAAAGGAGCAACAUGAAGGUGACACUAAAAAAUCUUCAGCAACAAACAUUUAUUGUAGAUAUAGAACCGACAAAAACGGUUAAACAACUUAAACAAAAAAUCGAAACAGAAAAGGGAAAAGAUUAUCCUUCUGAUAACCAGAGACUGAUCUAUGCAGGCAAAAUACUUACAGAUGAAACAGUUUUGUCAGAGUAUAACAUCGAUGAAAAGAAAUUUAUAGUAGUAAUGGUUACAAAGCCAAAGCAACCAGAGAAAACAGAUAGUGGAGAUGGAAACUCUACUCCAGCCAGUAAUACCCCUGCUACUCCAGUAACACAACAAGCUCCCACCAGUACCCCAGUUGCGUCAGAAGAAACUCCACCUGCUGCCCCUACAACACAAGCUGCUUCAGAAGCACCUUCUACUAUAAGUAGUGUAGCUGAAUCCACCCUACUUAUGGGUGAGGAAUAUGAGACCAUGGUGAGGAACAUUAUGGAUAUGGGUUAUGCAAGAGAUGAAGUUGAACAAGCACUGAGAGCUAGCUUUAAUAAUCCAGAUAGGGCAGUAGAAUAUUUGAUAAAUGGUAUACCUCCUAUGGAUGAUCAGGAGGCGGUCAGUGAAACUGCUGAUCUCUCAGGUGUAGAUGAAAGACAGUCUGAAUCAGACGACCCUUUGGCAUUUUUGAGGACUCAACCCCAAUUUCAACAAAUGAGGCAAGUCAUCCAACAAAAUCCACAGCUGUUGAAUGCUGUGCUGCAGCAAAUCGGACAAACCAAUCCUGCUUUAUUACAGCUAAUAUCCCAGAAUCAAGAAUCAUUUGUGAGGAUGCUCAAUGAACCUGCUAGUGGAGCACCAACAAGUGGAAGUGCCACUGUACCUAGUGGGGGAGGUGCAUUAGGAUCUCAAGCUGCUGCAGGAGGACCACCACAAGGCAUGAUCCAAGUCACCCCACAAGACAAGGACGCCAUCGAAAGGCUGAAAGCCUUGGGCUUCCCCGAACACCUAGUAGUGCAGGCCUAUUUCGCUUGUGAGAAAAAUGAAAACUUGGCGGCUAACUUCUUACUCUCCCAAAAUUUUGAUGAAUAAUUAUUAUGCUUUAAGUUUUUAUUUUUCUUUUUUGAUAAAGCUCCCAUCCACGCUGAUGAAUAUGUUAAUAGCAUUUUCAGUUUAAUGUUAACGAGUUGAAGGCACACACCUUAUUCUAUAUAUAACUUUAUGUAUAAAUACAAAUCAUCUGUAUAUUAGCGAUUUUUCUUGAAACAUCGAAAAUCUAGAUAUUAGCAGUUUUUUAAGAGGCAUGUAAAGAAUUCAAUAAAUGUAAUAAACAAUUAUGUAUGUCUAAUAUUUUUAAAAAAUAUUAAUUUAGCAUUUUAUUGCCUUAAAUAAAUGUACCAGUUGACUGUGGGCUCUAAAAUAUUUGUUUCCCGUGAAGUUAAUGAUUUUUAUCUGGUAAAGGAAUUUUUUAGUCAUAGUUUACAAUAUUUCUCAGAAAUGGUAUAAAUAUAAAACUUUUGUAAUAUUCUAAUAUUUGAAUGUUUUCUAAUUCGCAUAAAAAGACACCGAUAGACAUAUAGACGUGAAUGACCUGAAAAUCUGUAGUCACUUUCAGAUUUGAUAAGUGGUGGAAAUUUUAUUACGAAUAUAUAGAAAAUAUUCCUUAAUAUUCUGUAUAUAUCAUUCCUUUUUGUAUCCUCUUGUCUCCACCACUGGUGUCUAUUCAUCUGUCAUGCUGUGCAUGCUGGAUCAACAUUUUUACAGCAAGUUUCCUUUGAUCGUGUCUUGAUAUGGAAUGUGACAUGAUUUCAUAUGAAUUAAUUCUGCUAUUCUCUUAUAUUCCCAUUUACUAAUUUUCCUUGUUCAACAAAGAAUAUUCUUCCUGUUUAGUGUCAUUAUAUACCUUGAAGAUCGUACACAUGUGCUGCCGGGUCGGUAAGUUGUAUACAGGGUAGGCUUCUGCAUUUCUUCAGGAAACUGUGAUUUCCUUGCAAGAGGUAAGGUUUAUUUUAUGUCUGUUCAUGUGAAUAAGGUUGAUCAAACUUCCUUGUACCUUAAACUUAAUAUGUGUUCGUGUAGUCUGCAGGAGAUUCGUCAAUAGGUUUGUCCUAUAUAUUUCUCAUACUGCAAACUCCAUGAUUUUCCAGUUGAUUGGUGUUUUUUUGCAUUUGUUACUUAGUUUCUGGAUUUCUCAGGUUUCAGGAGUCUUCAUCAGGACUUCAAUCACUUCACUGUUCUCAAUAGAGCAUCUUAUUCCUUAAGAAAAAAAAUUCCUUAGCCUUAAAGUGGAACUGAGGUAAUUUUCUUUGUAGAUCGUCUUCAUGCUCUGCGAUCAACACUUCUCGUCUGCAGCAUCCCAAAACGACAAGCCAGAUUGUAACGAUACAUCGCACGACCACACACUACGUGGAGUAAUAAACGUAGUCUCAUGCGUGUGUCUUAAUAAAAUAAAUUAAAAACCGUCACUCUAUGCGUAGGCGAUAAGAAAGCUAUGCUUUCCGUUUUUUUUUUUUUUUUUUUUUUCAUUUGGAAUAUUUUUACUUGUUUUAUCACCUCGCAUUUUUUCAAAACAUCAAUGAAAACACCAAGCUUCUUAUAACAACUGUCUAGUUGUUUUUGGCGUUUUGGUGAUAAAAAUAAAUGUUGCUUAUUCAAGUAUUUUCAUCUCUGUUUUUCUGUUUCUAAUAGUCGCCAUGUUUUAGAUGUAUUUGCUAAUUGCUGCUGUAUAAAUUCUUGUUUUUGUGUCUUGUCUUAGGUCUUCUUCAGCAUCUCGGUAACUAGUUACAUAUAUUCCCUGAUAUCUGAACCUUGCUUCCUGCUUUAUUAUUUUCCUUAUCUUUUAUACAGUAAGUGAAGACGUCUUCGACUUGGAUGCGAUCAGGUCUAUAAAACAUAGAUAUGCCGGUUUAUUGUACUAGAUGGCCUUUUCUGUGAUUUGUCUUAGUACAAAUACAGCGUCUACACAGGAUCUUCCGGAUCUGAAUCCUUGUUGUUUAUCUGAUAUCUGAUAAAGCUUAAGUGCGGUGUUCAGUAGAUGUAUAUCUCUAUAAUUGUUGAGGUCUUCUUUAUCUCCUUUCUUGGACAUUGGUAUCACUAUGUUGUUUCUCCAUGCGUCUGGAGAUCUUGCAGUGCAAUAUUAUUUCUUGUAUAAGUUUUGUCAUCUCUAGGGAUUUUGUAUACCGUAGAAGUCACAUCAUUUUUGUAAACUGUUUCCAGUGUUCAUUUUUUGUUCUUCUUACCAACUGCUUUGUUUCAUUUCGUAUUCUUCUGUAGGUGUCUCGAGAUUCCAAAGUAUUUGAUGUUUUGUACUUCGUGUAGGCCUCUCGUUUCUCUUUACAUUUUUUUUAGUUCCGAAUUAUAAAAAUAAUACUUACAUUUUAGUAAAAUUACUUGGUAAUAAAACUUUCUUACUAUGUUGUUGUUUUUCUUCCUGAUGAUGGAGAUCUAUUCAGUUUUUUCAACUCAAUAUCUUUGUAAGUCGAUAAUUAGGCAUGGGCAUUAAGUAUUUACACAAAAAAUGCGCCAUCUAUUGGUAAAAUUUGAAUGUUUGUACAAAUAAGAUUGUAGUGUUGGUUGCACAUAUUUUGUAAAAAGAGAUAUAUUGAAAAUUCGAAGUAAUGGAUUAUAUGUAGAUCAUUUUUUUUUUCUGACUUUUGUAAUGUUACGAAAUUAACAAAUUGGGGGUUUAGGAGUUUGAAUACAAAGUUUUCAGUGUUUUAUUGUUACAUAAAUUGGGAGUUGUUUAAGAAUUAUCGAUGAUAGCAAAUAUGUUAUUACAAAUAAUUAUAAUAUAUUCACAGCCAAGAAAAACCGGUCCUACUGGGAUUAUGGACGAUUACCUACUCUUUUUACGAAUGAAUUUACCUUCGGAAAGAUCAUCACGUGGUGUUUAUGCAUUCUGUAAAAUUUUUUGUGGGCUGUGAACGUAUUAUAAUAAGUUGGAACUCUUUUUAAGUGCAAUGGUAAUUUGGAUUUUACUAAGGUUUCUUUGAGACAUCGCUAAAAUAAAGUGUGUGUCUAGACUUUUUUUAGUGGGUGGUUAGCAAUAUUUCCUUUGGUUUGUAAUAUCGAUUCUUUUUAUUUGAAUUUGAGGUUGGAUUGUGUAUUGCGUGUACAUAGGCUAAAAAUAAAAUAGUCACUCUGCUUCAAAAUUUUUCUAAAUAUAAUUUGUAAUUUUUAUGUAAUAUACUAGUACAUUUUUCUGAAAAUAGUUUUCGGGUUAUUUAUUAUAUUGAUUUUCCAAGCUGCCACCAUGUUAUAAUUUACAAUGUCUAGAAAAUAUAUUUAACAGUGCAAUGUU